UAAAAAAAAAACAAGCAUAUUCAGAUUCAGCAAAGGAAGGGAACCUUUGUGUCUGUUUGCUAUGUAGGGCCUAGCUUUUUAUUAUAUUAUUGCCCUGUCCUUUUGUGCUGUGUGGCCGAUCAAGAGUUAUAUAUUUUCAAGUGGUGCGAGGAGCUCCUCCUCUUCAAGCCUCUCCUCUCAGCCUACUCUCCACCCCCGCACUUCCUGACACACUACAAAUUCACACCCUCCCUCCCUCCCUCCUCCUCCUCCUCUCAUCUCUCCCAUGCCCAACCUCACCUGCUCUAUCUUCUUCCCUCUCCCAUAGCCUUUGAUCCUCAAGAUCCAACCCUCGAACGUCAGCUUUCCAUAUUGAAACUUUCAAAUUUUGGCCCCUUCUUCCUCUUGGUUCCUUCUUCUGUCAUGGCAACCAUUGUGUGCCAAGGUUUGCAGUCUUGUCUAGAUUCCCAAAUCAUGGAGCCGAUGUCCGUAAGGCUCAAAUUGACUUCACCAAGUCCUCCUCACUUCUCUCAGUUCUUGGAUGUGCCCUCAAAGAGUAGCCCUUUGGGCAAAUCCAGCAAAGGGUCUGAAGUGCAAAAUGAAACCCCCUGGAUGGCCAGCAAUUCUCUUGCCAAUCCCAUCUCGCCAGUCAACAAGCAAGACUUUGCCUAUGUCCCGCCAAUGACAAAGAGUUCUUCUUCAAUAUCACUCCUUGAGAAAAGCCUGGCGAUGUGCACUGAGGAUCUGGGGAACGAGACUGGUAUUGUUGACCACGUUAGUGAAAGCAUGGUUUUACCAUCUGUUCCAACCGGCGGAUCGAGGUCCGAUGAGAACUCACUUAGACCCCGCGAACACGUUGGGGCUAAGGAAUCGAUGCGUCGCAGUUUCCCACCUCCACUGACUACUAUCAGCGGGGUAAAGUCCCUCCAAGUCAGGCCUCACAGAGAACAUGGAAGAUUGGUUAUUGAAGCCGUAAAGGCCCUGUCGAGUUGUCCUCAUUUUCGAGCCGAGAGGAGCGACGGCCGGCUUCGGCUAUGUUUUCUGAGAGAACCCACUUCAUCAUGCGUUGAUUCUAUAGAUGAUGAAGGGAGAAUGUUCGAUGAUGACACGAUGGAAGAUGAUGAAAAAGAUUGGGAAGAAGACUGUGUCUCUGAGGAAGAGGAAGUUGAUGAUAAUGAUAUGAGAGAUGAUGCCUGUGGUGAUGUCAAGGGAAUCCUUCAGAGAACUGGAAGAUGCAAGGAGAAAGAGCCUGAAAAUAGAAGGUUGUUAACUUGGGAGCCAUCCUGGGUGGCCACAUCAUGAAGCUUUCUAUCUCUCUCUCUAUCUCUCUCUUGAAUGAAUAUCAUCGUCCAAUUUUGUAGAGUGUUGUCCCUUUUCAACUUCU
Rhodamnia argentea is the source of this 1363-nucleotide messenger RNA. Its product is annotated as protein FANTASTIC FOUR 3-like. NCBI's taxonomy places the organism in Eukaryota, Viridiplantae, Streptophyta, Magnoliopsida, Myrtales, Myrtaceae. The transcript has a single exon. The record is from RefSeq and is a predicted model, not a curated record. Bases 403 to 1281 code for a protein of 292 amino acids.